GUAAUUUGGACCAGUUGUGACAAAAAGCUUUGUGUAGCAUGUACGCAUUAUUCCUUAAAACAUGUCUCUUCAAUACUAUCUGAGACUGGCAUGGGUUGGUUUGACUCUUUCUGUUGUGGUAUGCUUGCCUGAAGUGUCAGGAGAUGUCACGGGUGAUUCAAAAAGCCAAAUACAAGAGCUGGAAAGUGUUAAUCCACCCAUUCAAAAUCCAACAAGAGACAAUUUUCAAAGGAAAACGGAACAAUUUAACGGCAAAGCUCAGCUGCCAUGGAUCAGCUCUACCUUAUACAACCAGAGAAAGAAAUUUAAUGAGGAAACUGAUGCCAAAGGAAGCUAUGUUUUCCAAACGGUUCAACAGGAACAAAAUCCCUUUAAAGAGAGCCAAAUGAACUUUAGUGAUAUUAAUCUGGCCCCAAGGCUGCUGAGGAAAAAAGGUGGAAUGCAUGCAGCAAAUGUGCAUAGAUCUGGCUCAUUUGGAUAUCAAUCUAUUUUUAAAUCAGAAAUGCAUUCAGACAGUUCACGACCAUUAGGACUUAAUGAACCUUACAUGAGGGAAAAUAUUCCAACUAAUUAUAUGUCUAGAAGCGCAACUGUCAACCAUAAUAUCAGGCACAAAAGUGAUGGAAACGUGCUGUUUGAUAAUUUUCUUCAAAACAAUGGCCAAAAUCAAAACGUGCUGAGGAGAGUUGUACCAGCAAAUACAUUUCCAUCGAUUGCUACAGUAAAUCAGCAUGAGGGAAAACCAUCGCCACAAGCUUUUUCUGCUGGGACUGGAGGUAUAUCUCAAAUGUCCUAUGAGAAUAUGAGGGACGUAGCCCUUUCCAAGGUGUUCAAACCUCCAACAAUCCUAACACCAGUAUCUCCUGCAUUUAAAAGACCAAAUUCAAAUGGAGUUCAUAGCACCCUUCCGAUAAAAAAAUCUAAGCUGUUUUCUUCUCCACGUGAUCACGUCAAGCUGUCUAAUUCUGAAAGGGUUGCCAAUCCAAAAGCAAGCCUGCAAAGCGGUGUUGAACAUGGAAAUGCAAAAUUGGCCACGAGCAGAUACAAUUUCAAGAACAUUCAGUUGGCUCAAAAUGGUUAUCAAAACAGGGGACAAAGUGGUCAGAAUGUUGUGUCAGUUGAAACCUUUCGCAAUCAAAAGUAUGAUAAUUUGGCUUCAGGAAUAUCUGCCAUCAAGCCUCCAGUGACCAAUAAUGCCCGCUUUUACUUCCAAUCAUAUGAAAAAGGUGGCAUCCAGCUGUCUGAACCGCUCAAAAGGUCAGGUCAAAACACAGACUUGCCCCCACGAAUGCAGUUCACAAAGAAAGCCAUGUUAAUUUCAGAACGUGAUAAAAAUAUUAAUCUUCCAGACCCAACAAAUCAUUCAUUAAGGAGGCCAAGUAAGCAAAAUGCCCAAAAUAGGACACUUCUGAAUUCUUUUGGCCAAAGUACUGUACAAUCGUUAUCCUUUAAACAUCAUCACGCGCCAGGUUUUGUGCAAGGUAACGCAAUGAAGAGUCACGUUCCCAGCGUUAGUCCAUCUGUGUUUGGCACUGAGGGUGCAUUUAAAAACUCUGGUAAGUCUAGUAGCCGAAACGAACCAUAUUAUCUAACUUCUAAAAAGCCAUAUGCUUUUAAAGGUUUCACGUUUGUUCCUGAAUUGCCAAAACAAAAAUCAAAAAUGCACUCUGACCAAAGGCCCCUCUUAGAGUCUUCAUCUAAUGUGGAGUAUGCCCCUGCUCAUCCACAUACUGCCCAAAGUGCACUUGCUCAGAAACCCUUUACACGUGAGAGCUCCAAAAAAACACUUUUCCAGUUCAAGGACACUGAAUCAAGCCAAAAAAACCCACUUUAUCGGGAUCAGACAGAUUCUUUUAAAAAUGGACCUCCACGUGAUACCAUCUCUUCUAUUGAAGGUGUAAGUAACCCGAUGCCUGAUGCUCUAAAGCACCAUGUUGUUAGAGGUCAAGCUGCAGCAAUGAAAACAUCUCUCUUUGCCACAAAUGCUACAAAUAAUGGAGCUGUUGACAAGGUUCAGUCAAAAACAUCUCACUGGUGGACUUCAAGUAGGCUUGCUUCAGCACAGCCCGCUGAAUCGAACAAAGAUGCAUUCCCAACAGUGAGAAACGGCAGUUUUGUUGGAUCCAACUUAAAUAAAGCAUCCAUAACAUCUAGCAGCCGUCAUAAGGGUCCCACAUCAAAGCUCAUUCUUCCAAUUCAUAAGUCUUCUCUUAUGAACAAAGUGACUGGGUAUGCUAAAAUCCAGCCGCUUCACAGCAAUAGCUUGAAGGGACAUGAAAACUCUGCUGGAACGCCACAGACGUAUACUGCGGAAAAACUUAGCCCCAUAAGAAUGAAACCGACCAGCAGUGUUGUGAUUGGUAGGCAAGUUAAAGACAAUUCAAACCACCAGAAAGUCUAUGCCAUCCCAACCUCUCACUCUGCAAUUUAUAGAUCUGCUGACGUUAAUCAUCAUAAAACGAAUAACUCUGCCAAGUUCACUUUCCAGUCACCCAUACACAGAUCUGCUGUAAAACCUUCUGGCAAAGCUAACAUCCUACAAGCUAAUGCUUCAGACUGGAGGACAGGAACGUCUCAAAUCUCAGAAGCAGAUAUCAAUCUUAGUGCCGUCGGCGUGUCCCAAGCUUUAAGACCCACAAGCAGCUUUGUAGUUGGAAAGUACAUUAAUAAGUUUGAUAGAACCCCAACCAAAUCCAACCUUAACACGUAUUCAACAAAAUCAGGCCUAAACGAUUAUAAAUCACUUCAGUUUUCUGAUAUUGUAGGUAGCGCCUCCUUCACCGACGUCAAAUUUUAUUCUGAAAGCACCACGGCGUCGGAAGAAGUGGAUCUCGAAAGUGAUCAAAACGCCACUAAUUCAAUGGAGGAAAGUUUCAAAGAGCUGUUUUUUGACAAUUCCUCUAUGAUCUCGGCUUUACAAAAUGAAAUGAAUGAAAGCGCAGUGGAUAUACGUGUCCCCGAGUUUAUGCCAGCAACUGCUAUAGACUUCACCACACUAUCAUCUCAGCUAUCAUCCCUUCUUACAAAAGAACCUACUCAACCUCAACCAACUGUCCGUUCCUCUGAGUCGCAGCCGGAUCCUGGGAAUCAUUCCCCAUCUACACCAGAGGGUACCAUUAUAAUUCAUGAGACAACAUUGAUACCCAAUACUACUUUGCAAGAUAAAAUGACCUCAGGUUGAGAUAUGCCUCUUCAAAUAUUUUGUUGAAUGCGCUUCAGUAGUAGUCGACAGACUGCAAUGUGAGGUGUUGUUCUCUUCUGUAGGUAGAUGGCGCCAGAUUUGUCCUCAGACUAAUUUGUAUUAAAUUUGUAACUUCUGAGA
This is a messenger RNA of Puntigrus tetrazona (Sumatra barb), 3322 nucleotides long. RefSeq lists its product as uncharacterized. Bases 62 to 3181 code for a protein of 1039 amino acids. The record is from RefSeq and is a predicted model, not a curated record. The transcript has 3 exons. Lineage: Eukaryota; Metazoa; Chordata; Actinopteri; Cypriniformes; Cyprinidae.